Molecule: messenger RNA, 2317 nt
Organism: Ailuropoda melanoleuca (giant panda)
Lineage: Eukaryota; Metazoa; Chordata; Mammalia; Carnivora; Ursidae
Gene: FBXL2
Product: F-box and leucine rich repeat protein 2
Exons: 17
Coding region: 81-1538 (485 amino acids)
Biological process (GO): SCF-dependent proteasomal ubiquitin-dependent protein catabolic process
Cellular component (GO): SCF ubiquitin ligase complex
Molecular function (GO): protein binding
Source: RefSeq, a predicted model, not a curated record
CCAGCUGGCGUCACCAGGACAACGGGCGUUGCCGGCGCCUUGUGACUCCGGGCUGUGGGCGCGCUCGCGGCUCUUCGGCCAUGGUUUUCUCAAAUAAUGAUGAAGGCCUUAUUAACAAAAAGUUACCCAAAGAACUUCUCUUAAGAAUGCUGUUCAGCUUGUUGUUAAAUUUUACUUGGUCUAAUCCAGAAUGUACUAAGUAUGUACAUAGCAUUGGUCUGGAUUCUUUUUGUAAUGUGGUUUCAGCAUUCCAUGGUUGUUUUCAAGGACUGGUGCAUCCGCCUCCUGCUGUCUGUGAUGCCUUAUGUAUAUUUCCAAGGCAGCCUAACAGAAUAUUUUCCUUCUUGGAUAUAGUAACUUUGUGCCGAUGUGCACAGAUUUCCAAGGCCUGGAACAUCCUAGCCCUGGAUGGAAGCAACUGGCAAAGAAUAGACCUUUUUAACUUUCAAACAGAUGUAGAGGGUAGAGUGGUGGAAAAUAUCUCAAAGCGAUGUGGUGGAUUCCUGAGAAAGCUCAGCUUGCGAGGCUGCAUUGGUGUCGGGGAUUCCUCCUUGAAGACCUUUGCACAGAACUGCCGAAACAUUGAACAUUUAAACCUCAACGGGUGCACCAAAAUCACUGACAGCACGUGUUAUAGCCUUAGCAGAUUCUGUUCCAAGCUGAAACAUCUGGAUCUGACCUCCUGUGUGUCCAUUACAAACAGCUCCUUAAAGGGGAUCAGUGAGGGCUGCCGCAACCUGGAGUAUCUGAACCUCUCUUGGUGUGACCAGAUCACAAAGGAUGGCAUUGAGGCCCUGGUGCGAGGUUGUCGAGGCCUGAAAGCCCUGCUCCUGAGGGGCUGCACACAGUUAGAAGAUGAAGCUCUGAAACACAUUCAGAAUUACUGCCAUGAGCUUGUGAGCCUCAACUUCCAGUCCUGCUCACGCAUUACCGAUGAAGGCGUGGUGCAGAUAUGCAGGGGCUGCCAUCGGCUGCAGGCCCUGUGCCUCUCUGGCUGCAGCAACCUCACAGACGCCUCUCUCACAGCCCUGGCUUUGAACUGCCCGAGACUUCAGAUUUUGGAGGCUGCCCGAUGUUCCCAUUUGACUGAUGCAGGCUUUACACUUUUAGCUCGGAAUUGCCAUGACCUGGAGAAGAUGGAUCUUGAAGAAUGCAUCCUGAUCACCGACAGCACACUUGUCCAGCUCUCUGUCCACUGUCCUAAACUACAAGCCCUGAGUCUGUCCCACUGUGAGCUCAUCACAGAUGAUGGGAUCCUGCACCUGAGCAACAGCACCUGCGGCCACGAGAGGCUGCGGGUACUGGAAUUGGACAACUGCCUCCUCAUCACCGACGUGGCCCUGGAGCACCUGGAGAACUGCCGCGGCCUGGAGCGGCUUGAGCUGUAUGACUGCCAGCAGGUUACCCGUGCGGGCAUCAAGCGGAUGCGGGCUCAACUUCCUCAUGUCAAAGUCCAUGCCUACUUUGCUCCUGUCACGCCCCCGACAGCAGUGGGAGGAAGUGGACAGCGACUGUGCAGGUGCUGUGUCAUUCUCUGACGGCAGCUGCCUGAGCCCAAGGCACGAUGAGGUGUCCUUCCUCCAGAGAAGACUGAGUCUUCCCAACCUGCUCCACCUGCUCCACCUUCACCCAAAUCUCUUGGUUCUCCAAUUGGGAAAGACACUCACAGGUAAAAGACCUCAGUAGGGACUGCAGGAACUCUGGUGAUUGAUAGUUUUCACCUUUAUUCUGCUACAAUGCAAUCAAAUCAAAGCCUCGUGUCUGCCAACACAUGGCAAGAGUGGUCUCAGCGCAGCCUGGACCGUGCAGGACAAGAGGUGGGUGCCUUCUUAGGUACCAAAGUCCUGCCGUUGGCUUUGUCUGUCCCUCAGACAGACCGUCAGUGUUAGCACAAGUCGAGCAGGAAGAACACGCUGUUGGCUUUCUACCUGAUACUUAAGCCAGGGGGCUACUUUAAUUCACACAGAUUUCAUUUUGAUCAGCAGGACUUUUCCACUUUGAAGAUGAAAUAGCAACUUUCUCAGUGACCUGUACUGCAAAUUUGUGAUGCCUGAGAGUUUUAUAUGUAGACUUAGGUGGGAGGCGAGUCAGGUUUCCAUGAGACACCAAAGAAAUGACGACUCUGAACUGGGUGGGGCAGGGUCUUCACCUGUUUGUCAACUUGUCAUAUACACUUUCGGGGACCAAAAGCUCAACAAACACAACUCAGUCUGUGUCGCCUGACUGGACAUAAGCUGUGGCAGGUGCUACAGCAGAGUGCAUUUUUGUUCUAGGAGAAAAGCUAAUCAUGUCAUCUCUUACAAAACUUGGGGGACCU